AAGAAGAAGAUGAUGAAAAUGGUCACCAGGGCUGUAGCACUGGAGAUGGAAGAUGAGAUCAAAGAUGCUUCCAACAGCAGAUGUUCUGUAGGAAGCAGUGGAUCAGAAAAGGCUCACUUUUCUUCUGAUGAAGCAAUAGAAGCUAACAAUGAGGAUGGUGUUGAACCCUGAGACCAAGAAAAUGAAGAUGCUACAGAAUCCAGUGUUGCAACUAAUAUGGGCUGGGCAGAUGCCAUGGCUAAGAUCCGUAACAAAAUAACUCCUAAAAGUAUACCCACCAUUCCGGUCGAAAACACAGAGCUGGAAAAGGAAAAAGAAAAGGUAAAGCAAGAAAGACUACAGAAAAGAAAACAGCUUGAUAAGAAUCAGGGGUGGGAAAUGAUGUGCAGAGUAAAGCCAGAUGUCAAAGACAAAGAAACAGAGAGAAAUCUUCAGAGAAUUGCAACGAGGGGUGUGGUGCAAUCAUUUAAUGCUGUUCAGAAGCAUCAAAAGAAUGUCGAUGACAAGGUUAAAGAAGCUGGAGGGUCUAUAAGAAAACAUGCUAAGAUGAUGUCAACUGUUUCCAAGAAAGAUUUCAUCAGUGUGCUGAGAGGAAUGGAAAGAGCUACAAAUGAGAAAAGUUCAACUGGGAAGAACCCAAAAGCCAAACAGACUGAAGUGAAAUCAGAAGGAGGCCCAGGUUGGACGAUCUUAUGUGAAGAUUUCAUAAUGGGGGCACCUAUGAAAGACUGGAACAAGGAAAGCGAUGGGCCUGGUGACAACAGACCAUGA
Molecule: messenger RNA, 771 nt
Organism: Galeopterus variegatus (Sunda flying lemur)
Lineage: Eukaryota; Metazoa; Chordata; Mammalia; Dermoptera; Cynocephalidae
Product: RRP15-like protein
Exons: 1
Biological process (GO): maturation of LSU-rRNA; maturation of 5.8S rRNA
Cellular component (GO): preribosome, large subunit precursor
Source: RefSeq, a predicted model, not a curated record